AUGAAAGGCAAGGAUAAAGACAAGAAGCCCAGGAUAACAAAGGAACAGCUGAAACACGAGGAGAGUAUAGCACACGUUCCCAUUGAGAACAUGUUCUUCAAGGAUCUUCCUCCAACGUUUGUGUCUGUUGUUGGACCUCCAAGCAGUGGGAAGAGCACAUUGGUAAGAUCGAUGGUGAAGUAUUUCACACAGAAGCUUGUAGAUAAGAUUGUUGGGCCGGUGACUGUCUCAUGUGCAAAGAUGCGAAGGAUUACGAUGUUUGAGCCGAAAACAGACAUUCACCAGUUUAUUGAUGUAUCUAAGAUAUCUGAUGCGGUUGUAUUUGUGAUUGAUGCAUCAGUUGGACUGGAGAUGGAGACGUUUGAAUUUCUGACACUGCUGAUUUCACAUGGACUUUCGAAGAUUAUGUGUGUAGUUACACAUGUGGAUAGAAAGACCAAUCCGAAGCACUUGAAGUCGAUGAAGAAGAGAAUAUGGGCGGAGAUAUGUCCUGGGAUCAAAUUUUUCAAUGUUGGAAGUGUGGAUUCUAGAAUUUACAGCGAUAAUGACGUGACUAGUUUAUGCAGGAUGCUUGGAGUGAUGAAGUGCAGACCGAUUGAGUGGAAAUGCACGCACCCGCAUGUGAUUGUGGACCGGAUAGACGAUGAGUUUGUGUAUGGAUAUGUAAGAGGAGGGAUGAUUCAGAGCAGAACGGAUGUAUAUGUUCCAGGACUUGGAGAUAACAUGAUGGAGGAAGUGGAGGUAUUGACUGAUCCAGUUCCAGUGUAUGGAGAAAAAAGACUCUCAUUAAGGUCAAGGAUAUUGUAUUCGCCGAUGUCUGGGAUUGGCACAAGCGAUGAAGUGAUGCCGAGAAUAGAAGGACUGCACAGAGAAUCUGAUGAUGAGGAUAUUCAGCUGUUUAAUGGAGGAGAAGUGCUUGCAGAUGAUGUGAAUGAUGUGAAUGAACAGAUGAAAGAAGAAAAUAUUGAUUGUGUGAAAGAGUACGAUGCUCAAGAGUCGGAAGAGUCAGAACAAUCUGAUGAGAUGGGAUUUGAAGGACUGCUGAAAGCUAUCUCAGGAAGGUUUCAGAAGGAUGCAGUUACUGAAGAAGAUCUUAUUGAGAAGUUUAAUGAAAAGUAUGAGGAGAAAGAGAAGGAUCAAGGUAAUUUUUUACUGAAGGAGAAAAGAAGGCUUGAGAGUGAGUAUCACAAGAAUGAAGAGAUGAUGGUUCCAGGAAUGGUGUUUCCAGGAAAGUAUGUGAAGAUCAGAUUGAUGCAGCAUGUGCCUAAGGAUGUUGACAAGGGCAAGGCGAUUAUUCUUGGAAGUGUCCUUGUGUCUGAGAAGGAAAAAAGUAUGAUACAAGGAAAGAUCAAGAGAUAUAAAUGGUAUAAGAAGAUUCUGAAGAGUAAUGAGCCUGUUAUAUUUUCUGUUGGAUGGAGGAGGUUUCAGAGUAUUCCAGUGUUUAGUAUGAAGGAUGCAACUAGGAAUAGGAUGAUUAAGUAUACACCGGAAUCAAUGCAUUGUAAUGUAUCUUUCUAUGGACAUGUGGUUCCGGCAGGGACGGGUUUCAGCGUGUAUAGUGAAAAAGGGAAUUUUAAGGUUUUGGCGUCUGGGACGGUGACUGAUGUGAACGGAAAGGUUGAGCUGGUGAAGAAGCUGAAGCUGAUCGGAUAUCCAAAACGAAUUAUUCAGAAUACGGUGUUUGUUGUGGGCAUGUUUACAUCUGAUCUCGAAGUUUUGAAGUUCCAAGGAGCAAGCCUAAAGGCAGUGAGUGGACUUCGAGGGCAGUUGAAGGGACCUCAUGGCAAAGAUGGGGAAUACAGAGCCACAUUUGAAGGGGCAAUGUUGAUGAGUGACAUAAUAGCAUUGAGAUGCUUUGUACCGGUUGAUAUCCACAAGAUUUUGAUUCCAGUUGAGAAUCUUAUGGGAAGCUGGAAUGGGCUUAGAAGGUUGCAUGAAAUUCGACAAAGUCUAGGAAUGAAAUAUGAUGAUGAAGAGAGUUUUGAGGAGAAUGAAAGUGAAAGCUGUGUUGAUACUGAUGAUGGUAUUAGCCUUCCAUCUGAUAUUGAGAAUGAACUCCCGUUGAAUAAGAGAAAGAUAGCGGUGGUUUCAAAAAGAAUAAUGCUGCCGAUAGCGCCUGAUAGUAAGAAUGAGUAUGAGAUGAGAGAAAGGAUAAUUAAAGAAAGAAUAAAGAAGAGUAAGGAGGACGAGAAGAGCAAAGCGGUUCGUGAGAUGAAGAAACGGGAGGAAAGAGAGAAGAUGGAGAAGGAGAAGGAGACAAGGAUUAAGAAAGUUAUACAGGAGAAUUACAAAGAAUCGCAGAGGAAGUUUAGAAAACAAAGAUAG
Molecule: messenger RNA, 2325 nt
Organism: Ordospora colligata OC4
Lineage: Eukaryota; Fungi; Microsporidia; Ordosporidae
Product: ribosome biogenesis GTP-binding protein
Exons: 1
Coding region: 1-2325 (774 amino acids)
Biological process (GO): maturation of SSU-rRNA from tricistronic rRNA transcript (SSU-rRNA, 5.8S rRNA, LSU-rRNA); endonucleolytic cleavage of tricistronic rRNA transcript (SSU-rRNA, 5.8S rRNA, LSU-rRNA); ribosome biogenesis
Cellular component (GO): 90S preribosome; nucleus
Molecular function (GO): U3 snoRNA binding; GTP binding; GTPase activity
Source: RefSeq, a predicted model, not a curated record